Messenger RNA from Jaculus jaculus (lesser Egyptian jerboa), 930 nucleotides. It is a transcript of the gene Lsm10, whose product is annotated as LSM10, U7 small nuclear RNA associated. NCBI's taxonomy places the organism in Eukaryota, Metazoa, Chordata, Mammalia, Rodentia, Dipodidae. The coding region runs from base 186 to 557 and encodes 123 amino acids. The record is from RefSeq and is a predicted model, not a curated record. Gene Ontology annotation, molecular function: histone pre-mRNA DCP binding; U7 snRNA binding. The transcript is spliced from 2 exons. Gene Ontology annotation, biological process: mRNA 3'-end processing by stem-loop binding and cleavage. Gene Ontology annotation, cellular component: cytoplasmic U snRNP body; nuclear body.
GUGGGCUCGCGGUUGCCAUGGCUUUUCCGCGCGGCGACCGCGGCUGGCUGCACCGCUAGGCGGAAAGCGGAAGGGAUCUGGCGCUGUCGGCCUGGUCGGCGGAGUACCGGGAGCCCGGUCUCUCGCAGGGAAGCCCAGGAGACGUCUUCCCCACCUCGUUUGCAGUGAGCAGCCAGUGUGGAAGGAUGGCUCUGAGCCACUCAGUGAAGGAGAGGACCAUCUCCGAGAACAGCUUGAUCAUCUUGUUGCAGGGCCUCCAGGGGAAGGUUACCACUGUGGACCUGCGGGAUGAGAGCGUGGCCCAUGGGCGCAUUGAUAAUGUUGAUGCUUUCAUGAACAUCCGCCUGGCUCAGGUCACCUAUACCGACCGUUGGGGACAUCAGGUCAGGCUGGAUGACCUCUUUGUGACAGGCCGUAAUGUCCGAUACGUCCAUAUCCCAGAUGACGUGAACAUCACAGCCACCAUCGAGGAACAGCUUCAGAUCAUCCAUCGUGUGCGUAACUUUGGUGGCCAGGGCAAAGGCCGGAAGGAGUUUCCCUCCAGAAAAAGCAAGUGAAGUGAGCUCCACAAGCUUGUAGUGCUAACUCAGGGUUCUCUUGUGAUCUGAGCCAACUCCCAUCAAGCCUUCCAACCUGGGGCCUGGUAUCUGACACACCAUUUGUCACAGUUGCCUUUCAUGGGGUUCCUACCUCCUGGGCCCACUCUGGGACCUAGAAUCCUAUCUAUAUAUGUCUGUGGCCUUGGAGUAGAUGACAAUCUUCCCUUUUGACCAUUUGUAUCUCAAAUCUUGAUGUAUUGAUUUAGGUAGUUUUUCAACUGUGCCGAUGAGAAUUCUUAAAUAUGCUUGACACAAAUUACGUUAACUUGUUGUUUCUCUUGCAUUUGUGUUUCUUUUCCCAUAAAACUAAACUUGGAUACAUGUAAGUACA